Molecule: messenger RNA, 1503 nt
Organism: Paramuricea clavata
Lineage: Eukaryota; Metazoa; Cnidaria; Anthozoa; Malacalcyonacea; Plexauridae
Source: the annotation of a GenBank genome assembly
AUUCGUAAAAAAGCAACUGCCCGUAAGAAAUUUCUACAUAAAGGAACUGACUAUCUCAAAGAAAAGUUUAGCAGAUUACGAAGCGAGGUCAAAAAAGUUAUACAAGAAAGCAGAGAGUCGUUUUUCGCUUCCUUGGGCAGCUUUUUAAAGGUGAAUCCCAACCGUUUUUGGUCCGUACUCAAAUUUAAUUCAAGUUCUGGAAACAUACCAAACUCUGUCUCAAGAUUCGACAAUAACAAUCCUGGGAGUAGAUUACAAGCUAAUACACCUAGUGACAUUGCGACGAUGUUUAAUGAGUACUUUCAAUCUGUCUACACCUGCUUUGAGGAUCUAUCACCUUCGUUUCAACCAGAUUCAUCUUCCCCAUUAUCGAGCAUUUCAUCAAUUGACCUAUCGGUAGAAGAAGUUUUCCAAGCCUUGCAGAACUUAGAUCCGUCAAAGGCUCAUGGUCCUGACGGGUUUCCUUCGCGCAUUCUAAAAGAAUGUGCCUUCCAACUAGCUCCAUCACUUCAUCAUCUAUUCACUAAGUCGCUCCACUUAUCGCAGGUUCCAGCCGAGUGGAAGUUAGCCAACAUUGUUCCCCUACACAAGAAAGGACAAAAAGAUCAUGUGGAAAAUUACCGCCCUAUUUCAUUGCUAUCAAUCAUAAGCAAGGUCCUUGAAAGAUGUGUCCUCAAUCAUGUAUCCUACCAUAUUCAGUCCAACAUUAAUUCGGCGCAGUACGUCCAACAUUAAUUCGGCGCAGUACGGUUUCGUUAACGGAAAAUCAAGCACAGCUCAGUUAUUAUCAAUAUUAAAUAUUAUUGGAAAGAACUUGGAUAUGGGAUUACAAACUGAUGUUGUUUUUAUGGAUAUUGCUAAGGCUUUCGAUACCGUUGACCACUCCAAACUGUUGCAAAAGCUGCAGGAGUUCGUUUUUUCUGGUUCUCUCCUCCUGUGGUUUAAGAAUUAUUUAUCCGGACGCUUCCAACGAGUAACUGUUCACGGUGCUACGUCGACCACUUUAUCCAUUACUUCUGGGGUUCCACAAGGAUCGUUAUUGGGUCCCUUUCUCUUCUCUGUAUAUAUCAAUGACUUACCUAGCUAUGUAUCAUCCUCUACUGGGGUCGGACUGUUUGCUGUCGACACCAAGCUGUAUCGUUGCAUAAAGAAUCCUUCUGAUGCCUUGGUCUUGCAACAGGAUAUUCGGCAAGGUCUUCGAUGUUGGUCAAAUGAAAACCACCUUCAUUUCAAUCAAUCCAAGUGCAAGGUACUCUCUAUAACCAGAAAAACAUCACCUUUGGUUUCUCCAUACAGUCUUGCCGGUGACCUGUUGUCCUUUUCUGAUGCUGAAGUUGACCUGGGUAUAACUAUCAGUCCCAAAUUAACAUGGAUCCAUCAAGUGAGCAAGGUGAAGUCCAAAGCUAACAAAUUACUUGAAUUAAUUAGGCGGUCUACCUUGGAGAUGACUGACAUCAAGGCGAGAAAUUAUCUGUACCUACAGCUUGUUAGAAGCAAUCUUGC